UGUGUCGGUGUGUGUCAGUGUGUCUCAGUGGGUGUGGUGUAUGCAGCAGUGGGUGAAUGGUCUUUUUGUGCCUUUUUAGCGUCCUGCUCAGAGACAGAGCUGACUUGUAGUGUGUCUGUCUCAGUCAUGUCAAACAACAGCGCCGCCAGCAGCAGCCUAGCUCUGGCUCAGAAGGCCGUGAAGCAGCUCAGACUGGAGGCCAGCGUCCGCAGGAUAAAGGUUUCUCAGGCUGCUGCAGAGCUGAAGACCUUCUGUUUGCAGAAUGCUCACAAAGACCCGCUCCUCACUGGGGUACCCUCCAGCGAUAAUCCCUUCAGACCCCCAAAGUCCUGUGUGCUGCUCUGAGCUGUGUGUGGAAAGUGAAAAACAUCCAAACAGAUGACCGAUCAUUGGAUUUUUGUCAGACGAUUCAAUGCAGAUAGGAAAGCAAAGACACUGAGAGUCACCGGAGCAGCUGAGCGAUGAAGCAGAGAAAUGCUGCAUUUAAAGGACUUCAUGUGAAGGACUGGUUCUGACAGGAUCCACCUUUCUAAAGACAUUUGGCCUUGAUUUGUUAUAUCCUGUGUUAAUAUCUCCAUGGCUCCUUCUGUUUGCAUAGAUCUGCUCUUUUUACACUGUUUGAGAAAUUUAAAAAAAUCUUUGAGUCGAGCUCGAAGAGUCCCAUGAAAGUCACACUGGCAGGGAGCAGAUUCCUAUCUGACUGCCUCGGCACCAUGCCUCCAGCACAUCUAAAAAUAUUCAACCCAUGUGUUUUUCUUCUCUCCUUGUGCACAUGUUUUUAAUAAACAUCCAAUCUGGGCCUCAUGUGAUCAUCUACAGCAGAGCUUCUACUGCAGUCUACCCUCAGGACCCAACCUGCAUGAGAACCAUGACCCACAUAGCCCAAAAGAAAAAACUAUCUUCAGUCCAGUGUUGUUCUGAGUGACUACUGAGCAUGGAUAGAUUUAGUGAUAGUGCAGCUGUGUUACAUUCAAAUUAAAACAUCAAUACUUCAAAUUAAAGGAGACAUUUCUCUCAGCAGAACACAGAUUCAAAUAUUCUAAUGCAGUGAUACUCAACAUGUGGCUCUUUAGUGUCUUCAUUUGAAACAUUAUUCCCAUUUUUCCCACUUCUUUUUGACGCAUUUAUCCUGCUUCUGCAUUUUUUCCCUUUUUUUUUUUUGCUUUUUCUGCCACUUUUCGCCCAUUUAAGCUACCUUUUGCAAUUAAAUGCCACCUAUUUCCCAUUUCGCC
Messenger RNA from Cheilinus undulatus (humphead wrasse), 1232 nucleotides. RefSeq names its product guanine nucleotide-binding protein G(I)/G(S)/G(O) subunit gamma-5-like. Gene Ontology annotation, molecular function: G-protein beta-subunit binding. Gene Ontology annotation, biological process: G protein-coupled receptor signaling pathway. The record is from RefSeq and is a predicted model, not a curated record. The transcript is spliced from 3 exons. Gene Ontology annotation, cellular component: heterotrimeric G-protein complex. The coding region runs from base 127 to 345 and encodes 72 amino acids. Lineage: Eukaryota; Metazoa; Chordata; Actinopteri; Labriformes; Labridae.